UAGCCUUACCUACGGAAGAAGAGAAGAGAAGGCCGUUCGGUACGCUUACCGAGACAUCGGGGCUUGUCGGGAUACCAUUGGCCGUCCGCCCUGCACACGAUCGUACCAUUCCCGGCCAAUUCAAAUCCGUCGUAACACCGUAACCUCACUCUUCCGAAAAUAGAAAAACAAAAAAUGGUCACGAAACGGUAACAGUUGUUUUGGCGUGGUCAAGAACGCAAUGGCCGAACAAAACGACCACUCGAAAAAACAGUCAUCGAGUAAAUCAAACUCCCCCCAACACAAACCCACGCACGACAGAAACAAACACCCGGGAGUGAACAAAGCUCAGAAUAUUUUCGGAGUGAGCGAUUUGCGCGAGCUGCUGAAUAAGAAACGGAACGAAUACGGCGCGAAGGAUGACACCAUACCCAAGGAGCGAGCGAAAGCUGACAAUCCGCCUCCUGAUCCCCGGUAUGGUUACCUGAGGGAUCCUUUGAGAGAUAGUCGGCCUCAAUCGAAAGAAACAAAGACGGUUAAAAUUGUGAACAAGAAAGGUAGCAAAAAAUAUCCGAAUGUGGACGAGAAGGCCAAUUUAAAAAGGGACAACCUGCCCAAUAUUAAGGUAGAGUUGCGAGUGGCCACUGGGUCUAGAAACUGUGUCGUUGACGAAGCCAGUAGGAUAAAACCUCUAAAUCGGAUAUCGGAAACGUCAAUGCACAGUAACAGGUCACAAGAAGGUCAUGGGAGCGGCAGCAGAUUUAGAAAGGAACCCAUUCAUGACGACCGAGCUCGACAGAGGCCGAAAACUAGUAAUCAGAGAGUAAAUUUUGAGAAGAAAGCUCAAGGUAAAGAAGACCAGCGCAAACUAAAUCUCGACGACUCUCGAUUUACUGAGGGAGGUGGUAAAGGGGUGCGAGAUGCAGGCGGAGAAGGUAAUGACGAAAGUGUCGCAUAUUUGGAGGAAAAAUUGCGUGGAACUCUGGUCAUAGAGUCGUCCACAAAGGUUUCUAAUUAUGGCUCUGGAGCAAGGGACGAGGUGGACUCUGGAAGCACAGCAGAGGCAAUCUGAUAUUUUUGACUGUUGCAAUUGUAUCGGUUUUGUUGUUUUAUGGUACUAUUUAUAUUUAUUUAUUGAUUUUUGGAUUUGUUUGUGUUGUUUAUAUUUUUUUAUUUAUUAGAAAAAAUAUGAUUAAUCAAAGCCGUAUUUGAGUAAAAAUAUAUA
Messenger RNA from Cylas formicarius (sweet potato weevil), 1204 nucleotides. RefSeq lists its product as uncharacterized. The transcript is spliced from 3 exons. The record is from RefSeq and is a predicted model, not a curated record. The coding region runs from base 221 to 1051 and encodes 276 amino acids. Lineage: Eukaryota; Metazoa; Arthropoda; Insecta; Coleoptera; Brentidae.